This is a messenger RNA of Anastrepha ludens (Mexican fruit fly), 2400 nucleotides long. RefSeq lists its product as uncharacterized. NCBI's taxonomy places the organism in Eukaryota, Metazoa, Arthropoda, Insecta, Diptera, Tephritidae. Gene Ontology annotation, molecular function: aspartic-type endopeptidase activity. Bases 1 to 2400 code for a protein of 799 amino acids. The transcript has a single exon. Gene Ontology annotation, biological process: proteolysis. The record is from RefSeq and is a predicted model, not a curated record.
AUGGAAAAUUUACUGAAAAGACCGAAGGAGUUGGGCGAUCUUGCUGCGCUAGAAGAACAGAAAAUCCUUAGCGGCAAAAUAAGGAAAGCUUCAUGUCUCGAAUAUAUUCAACAUAUUCAAACAAUGAGGACGGAAUUUAGUGGAAAUCAUGCCAAAAUUAUGGCUAAACCGAGCCAAGAAGCUGACGAAUACAUUGCCAAGAAGUAUUACGAGCAUGUUAUUCAGGUAAUGGAAAAGUCCAUUCAGCAUUUAAAAAUACAAAAUGCAGCCGAAGAUUUACCAACAGUAAGCGGCAACCAACUUAAACCUGCAUCGAUGGGAGAAAUGAGUGAGUUCGAGCCAUCAGGUACUAAUUCCGACGUAGAAAGGAAAUUUCAACGUCGAGGAAAAAAGCUCAGAAUGACCAUAGAAGAAAUUCAACAAAAUGCAUUGGAUUCUGUCGAAGAAAUAAGAGAAUUCAAAACUAAGCUUCAAAUACAGUUUGAAUAUGUAGAAGAAGCUUUUUCUGAAACUCGCAGUGUCCAUUUAAAAGCCAUUACUAAAGACUCAAUAGAAGAACAAAUGGAGGACUUCCGAGAAAAAUACAGCGUUAACAUUGAGAAGUUAACAGAUAAAUUGAAAAGGUGCACGCCAACACAAGCUGUGUCAUCUACUAUGAAACUACAGGAGAUUAAGAUUCCGAUAUUUUAUGGCGAGAUGAAUCAAUGGUCAUCAUUUAGCGAUCUUUUCCAAGGUUUGGUGCAUAAUUCGAAGCACUUUACUGAAGUAGAAAAGAUGUUCCGGCUGAAGUCGUCAUUAGGAGGAGAAGCUGGAAGAUUAAUUCAGCAUUUACCGGUAACUGAAUACAACUAUGAAGCCGCUUGGCAAAUCCUCCAGGAAGGAUAUGAAAACAAGAGGCUGCAAUUCACAACACAAGUGGACAGACUUUUUGAUCAACCAACAGCAAAUGGGGAAAGUGCGGCAAGCAUGAAGCAGCUUUUGGAUACCACCAAGGAAUGCAUUUAUGCUCUAAAAGGGCUUAAAUUGAAUUUAAAUGACGAGCAAGCAAUUAUAGCUCGGAUAGUUGUUCGGAAACUAGACAAAGAAAGUCUCCGGUUAUAUGAGCAGAAUGUCAAGAAAACUAGGGAUAUCCAAAGCCUAGAUGAUGUUUUCCGUUUUCUGGAGCAGCAAUAUCAAGCUCUAGAAGCUAUACGAGACAGGAAAACAACUAAAUGGAGCAAUCAAAAGCAGCCACAACGAGCACCCACAUUCUAUACAGCUGCACAAAAGACCUGUAUAUAUUGCAAGAUUCCUGGGCAUCAAAUUGUUGAAUGCAGAAGGUUCCAGGCAUUGACUACGAUAAAUCGUAGAGGUUUCAUAGUAAACAAUAAGCUAUGCAAUAUUUGCCUCGACCACGUAUAUGAAGGCAAUUGCAAGAAUAAGAAAAAAUGCAGUAAGUGUGGAAGAAAUCAUCAUAAUUUACUGCAUUACAAUGAAUUCCAGAAGGAAAAAGGAGCAGGUGAAGAAAAUGCUAUAAAAAAAUCAUCCACUAUGAUGACAAAAAACUCCGAAACAGCAAUACUUCUAGCAACAGCCCAGAUAAGAGUGAAGGCGGCAAAUGGAGAGUACGUGACAUUGCGAGCACUAAUCGAUCAAGGAUCACAGAAGACUACCAUUUCUGAAGAAGCCGCUCAAAUACUACACUUACCAAAGAGAAGAGAAGUAACUGAGCUACAAGGGCUAGGAAAUACUACAGUGGGAGUCUCCAAAUUUAAAGUCAACAUUGAAAUCAGGCCGAGAUUCCUAAGCAACGAAGUGUACAAUGUCGAAGCACUGAUUUUGCCGAAAUUGGCGAGUGCACAACCUGAUAAAACAUUUAAAUGGGAUAUAGAACAAUGGAGAAACUAUACCUUAGCUGAUCCCAACUUCAAUAGGUCAGAUCGAAUCGACGUCGUUAUUGGAGGAGAUGUAUAUGCUGACAUAUUAGAAGAAGGCAUAUUUAAGAAAGAUCGAAUACUAGGCCAAGCUACGAAAUUAGGAUGGAUAUUGUCGGGAGUUUUACAACAACCGAGAAAAAAUGGUAGAAUUCUAGCGGCGGUGACCACAACGUUGGAGAAGUUUUGGGAAAUAGAAGACACCACAGCACCAACAUAUAUAGAAGAUGAUGAUGAAUGCAUGAAGAUAUUUGAUAAAACGACAACAAGAGAUGAAAAUAAUAGAUUUGUCGUCAAUCUACCUUUUAAAAAAGAAAAAGACUUAGGCGACUCUCGCAAACAAGCAAUGGCGAGGUUUCUUAAUCUUGAGAAAAAGUUGGCUUCAGAUGACAACCUAAGAAAACAAUAUGUGCAAUUUAUGAGAGACUAUUUAGAAAUGGGCCACAUGAAAAAAGCAAGUGGAAAUAAUUGCGGAAAAUGCUAUUGA